This is a messenger RNA of Fusarium coffeatum, 3180 nucleotides long. RefSeq lists its product as uncharacterized. Bases 1 to 3180 code for a protein of 1059 amino acids. The transcript is spliced from 4 exons. Gene Ontology annotation, molecular function: P-type calcium transporter activity; ATP hydrolysis activity; ATP binding. Gene Ontology annotation, biological process: calcium ion transmembrane transport; intracellular calcium ion homeostasis. Gene Ontology annotation, cellular component: membrane; intracellular membrane-bounded organelle. The record is from RefSeq and is a predicted model, not a curated record. NCBI's taxonomy places the organism in Eukaryota, Fungi, Ascomycota, Sordariomycetes, Hypocreales, Nectriaceae.
AUGUCUAAUAACUUACUCGACCCAAAAGCCCUGCUGGAUCCUCGUCAAAGAUCCCUUAGCGAAGCAGGCACGGUCUCUACCGUUGGAGACAACACAACCGCCGUUCCAAGCAUCAACACACAGACCCCCGAAGAAAAAACCAUUUCGUUCCCUCCCAACACUUCUCCCUUCUGCCACUCCCCCGCCGAUCUGAACAAGCUGCACGACCCCAAAUCUCUGGAUGUGCUGCGCAGUUUCGGCGGUUUAGCUGGUCUCGCCACCAGUCUCAAUGUGGAUGUCACCACCGGUCUCAGCGUGGACGAACUUCAAACAGCCACUGCUUCAGACCGUGUGCGCAUCUAUGGCAAGAACCAACUUCCUGCCAAGAAACCAAAAUCUAUUUGGAGAUUGGCGUGGAUUACUUUCCAGGAAGCUGUUCUUGUGCUUUUGACGGUGGCUGGUACCAUCUCUCUUGCGCUCGGUCUCUACGAAACCUUUGGAACGACGCAUGCGCCUGAUGAUCCUACGCCUGUUGAUUGGGUUGAAGGUGUCGCUAUUCUUUCUGCUGUCGCUAUUGUCGUUGUUGUUGCUUCGCAUAAUGAUUGGCAGAAGGAAAAGGCGUUUGUUAAGCUUAACACCAAGAAGGAUGAUCGUGAGGUCAAGGUUCUUCGGUCUGGCAAGUCGAUGCUCGUCAAUGUCGCUGAUGUCGUCGUCGGCGAUGUCAUGUACCUCGAGCCAGGUGAUUUGAUCCCCGUUGACGGUAUCUUCAUUGACGGCCACAAUGUCAAGUGUGAUGAGUCUACUGCUACUGGCGAGUCUGACGCUUUGAAGAAGACACCUGGUGCCAAGGCUCUUACACCUGAUCCUGCCCGCACCAAGGAAGCUGAUCCGUUCAUCAUCUCUGGAUCGCGUGUUCUUGAGGGUAUGGGAACAUUCAUGUGUACCUCUGUCGGAGUCAACAGCUCCUUCGGUAAGAUCAUGAUGUCUGUUCGCACGGACAUCGAGUCUACACCUCUGCAGAAGAAGCUCGAGGGUUUGGCUGUCGCUAUUGCCAAGCUUGGUGGUGGUGCUUCUGUUCUCAUGUUUUUCAUCCUUCUCUUCCGCUUCUGUGCGAAUCUUCCUGGUGAUGAUCGACCAGCUGAGGAGAAGGCUUCCACUUUUGUUGACCUCCUGGUCGUCGCUAUUGCGAUUAUCGCUGUCGCUGUGCCGGAGGGUCUUCCUCUUGCCGUUACCCUUGCGCUUGCUUUUGCUACCACUAGACUCUUGAAGGAGAACAAUCUUGUAAGAGUCUUGAGGGCCUGUGAGACUAUGGGUAAUGCUACCUGUAUUUGCUCUGACAAGACAGGAACUCUGACCACGAAUAAAAUGACAGUCACCGCCGGUCGCUUCGGUUCCUCCACCUUCACAUCCGACAUUCCCACCUGGGCCUCCAGCCUCCCCGCCGAUGCCAAGAAACUCAUCACCCAAUCCGUCGCCGUCAACUCAACCGCCUUCGAAGGUGAAGAAGAUGGCGUCGCAACCUUUAUCGGGUCCAAGACCGAAACCGCCCUGCUCCAACUAGCCAAGGACAAUCUCGGCAUGCAAUCCCUCGCCGAGACUCGAUCGAACGAACAAAUCGCUGUUAUUGAGCCUUUUGACUCGGCAAGGAAGUACAUGACUGCUGUUAUCAAGGUUCCUACCGGUUACAGACUUCUCAUCAAGGGUGCUUCUGAGAUUGUUCUUGGAUACUGCCAAUCUCAGUUCAAUCCUUCCAACGGCGCCAUUGAUUCUCUGGACCGUAAAGCUGCUGAGGAUGCUAUCGAGGCUUUUGCCAAGAAGUCCCUUCGUACCAUUGGCAUGGCCUACAAGGACUACCCCGAACUUCCCGACCUCGAGAACCUCGCCGAUCUCACCCUUCUCGGCAUCGUGGGCAUUCAAGACCCUGUCCGUCCCGGCGUUCCCCAAGCUGUCCAGAACGCCCGUCGCGCCGGUGUGGUUACUCGCAUGGUCACCGGCGACAACAUCAUAACCGCCCGCGCCAUCGCCACCGAAUGCGGUAUCUUCACCGAUGGAAUCGUAAUGGAAGGUCCCGAAUUCCGCAAACUCUCCGAAGAAGAACUUGACCGCGUCAUUCCACGUCUGCAAGUCCUAGCCCGUUCAUCUCCCGACGACAAGCGUAUCCUCGUCACACGUCUCAAGGUCCUCGGUGAGACUGUCGCUGUCACCGGUGAUGGAACCAACGAUGCUCCUGCGCUUAAGGCAGCGGACAUUGGUUUCUCCAUGGGAAUAUCUGGUACGGAAGUUGCUAAGGAGGCCAGUGAGAUUAUCCUUAUGGAUGAUAACUUUGCUUCUAUUAUUACGGCUUUGAAGUGGGGACGUGCUGUGAAUGAUGCUGUGCAGAAGUUCUUGCAGUUUCAGAUUACUGUUAACAUCACGGCUGUUAUACUGUCUUUUGUUACGUCUAUGUACAAUCCUGACUAUGAGCCUGUUCUCAAGGCCGUGCAGCUAUUAUGGAUCAACCUCAUCAUGGAUACUAUGGCUGCUCUCGCUCUGGCCACUGAUCCUCCUACUGAUUCCAUCCUCGAUCGUCCUCCUCAACCCAAGUCCGCGCCACUCAUCACCAUGAACAUGUGGAAAAUGAUCAUCGGCCAAUCCAUCUUCCAACUCGUCGUCGUUCUCGUCCUCUAUUUCGCCGGCGGUCCCAUCCUCGGCUACGACACAUCCAUCGAAGCCGAGAAAUUGCAACUCGACACCAUCAUCUUCAACAUGUUCGUCUGGAUGCAAAUCUUCAACGAACUCAACUGUCGUCGUCUCGAUAACAAGUUUAACGUCUUUGUCGGCAUUCAACGCAACAUCUUCUUCAUCGUUAUCAACUGCAUCAUGAUCGGUCUGCAAGUCGCCAUCGUCUUCGUCGGUAACCGUGUUUUCGACAUUGACCCUAAUGGUCUGGAUGGUGUGCAGUGGGCUAUUUCCAUUGUCAUUGCUGCCUUUAGUUUGCCUUGGGGUGCACUGGUUCGCUUGUUCCCUGAUGAGUGGUUUGCGCAGUGUGUUUAUUUUGUUGCGCCUCCUUUUGUGGCUGUGUAUAACUGGCUGGCCAAGGGUGGGAAUAAGUUCAUGGGUCUCUUUAGAAGGUCAAAGAAGGCGGAUAGCGAAGAUGGCAAUUCAACUGAUGAGGGCAAGGAGAAGUCGUCUUCUUCUGGGCCCAUGAUUGUUGAGCCAUAG